Nicotiana attenuata is the source of this 714-nucleotide messenger RNA. RefSeq names its product mitochondrial import inner membrane translocase subunit TIM14-3-like. The record is from RefSeq and is a predicted model, not a curated record. Gene Ontology annotation, molecular function: ATPase activator activity. The coding region runs from base 169 to 498 and encodes 109 amino acids. Gene Ontology annotation, biological process: protein import into mitochondrial matrix. The transcript has 3 exons. Lineage: Eukaryota; Viridiplantae; Streptophyta; Magnoliopsida; Solanales; Solanaceae. Gene Ontology annotation, cellular component: PAM complex, Tim23 associated import motor.
CUAUAUAAAGUCCCUGGUUCUAACUUGGACACCAUCAAAUUUAUUAGCAAUUGAUUGUAAAUCCGAGUUCAGACUCUAAGCUUACGUUCCCAUAUAUCGCAGACCGAUAGGAAAUCUUUAAAUCUUUGAACUGACCAUUGGUAUUGGUGAAGUUUUGGUCGUUUUCUCAUGGCAUCUCCGAUAGUAGUGGGAACUACAGUUGGAGCUGCUGCUUUGGGAGCUAGGUACUUGAUAAGAGCAUGGCAAACAUUCAAAGCUGCACCUCGAGUUCGGAGGUUUUAUCCCGGUGGGUUUGAACAAGUUAUGACAAGAAGGGAAGCAGCAUUAAUUCUUGGGGUCAGAGAAAGUGCUGUCCUGGAGAAGAUAAAGGAGGCUCACAGGAGAGUAAUGGUAGCAAAUCAUCCGGACGCCGGUGGUAGCCAUUAUAUUGCUUCCAAAAUCAAUGAAGCUAAGGAGAUCUUGUUAGGGAAAACCAAGGGAGCUAAUUCCGCUUUCUAAUUCACUUUAACAGCUUCAUUGUCAGUAUGCGUGUUGAUUUGAGGAAGAGGUGAAUUUGUAUCAGUAAAUGUAUUACUAUCAUAAUUUACCAAAGUAAAUUCUUUUUAAUGUAAUUUAGGAGAGUUCUUUGCGGUAAAGAGUUGUACUAUCCUGUUUCCUUUCCCAUUUUGAACCAGGGAUCUGCACGGAAUAUAUGAACACCUCUCUUGAACUAUA